Phyllostomus hastatus (greater spear-nosed bat) is the source of this 1436-nucleotide messenger RNA. It is a transcript of the gene GLT8D2, whose product is annotated as glycosyltransferase 8 domain containing 2. NCBI's taxonomy places the organism in Eukaryota, Metazoa, Chordata, Mammalia, Chiroptera, Phyllostomidae. Gene Ontology annotation, molecular function: glycosyltransferase activity. Gene Ontology annotation, cellular component: Golgi apparatus. The record is from RefSeq and is a predicted model, not a curated record. The transcript is spliced from 9 exons. The coding region runs from base 30 to 1082 and encodes 350 amino acids.
CAGGUCACUGUUUUUACCCGUGAACACACAUGGCUUUGUUACGAAAAAUUAAUCAGGUGCUGCUGUUCCUUCUGAUUGUGACCCUCUGUGGGAUUCUGUAUAAGAAAGUUCACAAGGGGACGGUGCUCAAGAAUGAAGCAGAUGACGACUCUGAGACUCCUGAGGAAUUGGAAGAUGAGAUCCCUGUUGUGAUUUGUGCAGCAGCAGGGAGAAUGGGUGCUGCAAUGGCUGCCAUCAACAGCAUCUACAGCAACACUGACGCCAACAUUCUGUUCUAUGUAGUCGGGCUCCGGAACACUCUGUCUCGAAUACGAAAAUGGAUCGAGCAUUCUAAACUGAGAGAAAUAAAUUUUAGAGUCGUGGAGUUCAACCCUAUGGUCCUCAAAGGGAAGAUCAGACCAGACUCAUCGAGGCCCGAGUUGCUCCAGCCUCUGAACUUUGUUCGAUUUUAUCUCCCUCUGCUUAUCCACCAACACGAGAAAGUCAUCUAUUUGGACGAUGAUGUAAUCGUACAAGGUGACAUCCAAGAACUCUAUGACACCACCUUGGCCCUGGGCCACGCGGCUGCAUUUUCGGAUGACUGUGAUUUGCCCUCAUUUCAGGAUGCGAACAAAAUUGUGGGGCUGCAGAACACGUACAUGGGCUUUCUGGACUACCGGAAGAAGACUAUUAAAGACCUUGGCAUAAGCCCCAGCACGUGCUCAUUCAAUCCCGGGGUGAUCGUGGCCAACAUGACGGAAUGGAAGCACCAGCGCAUCACCAGACAGCUGGAGAAAUGGAUGCAAAAAAACGUGGAGGAGAAUCUCUACAGCAGCUCCCUGGGAGGCGGGGUGGCCACCUCCCCGAUGCUGAUUGUGUUCCACGGGAAAUACUCCACAAUCAACCCCCUCUGGCACAUAAGGCACCUGGGCUGGAAUCCAGAUACCAGAUAUUCAGAGCACUUUCUGCAAGAAGCAAAAUUACUCCACUGGAAUGGAAGGCAUAAACCCUGGGACUUCUCCAGUGCCCACAACGACCUCUGGGAGAGCUGGUUUGUUCCAGACCCUGCAGGGAUAUUUAAACUCCAUCACCACGACACCUGAUAGAACUGGGCGAAUUUUAGAUACUUUCUGUAUGAAAACGUGGAAUUGUCCACUUGUAACCUACUAUGACAUCAUUCUUCAGGAACGGUAUCUUCGAUACGUAUGACGCACAAUGUGAAAAACGAAGACUGCUGUGUGCUGGUAGUAGCUUGGGUCCCGCUGGUGCGGAUGUACUUCCUUAAGUACAAGUGGUAAUUGUGGAAAUCAAGAUUCUGUGAGUGAAACAUAUGGUUGGAAACAAAGAAAGAAACCCAUCUGGGUUUCAGCAAUCAAUCUGCUUAACUCAGUGACAAUUAUAUAAAAUUUCAAAAAUUUUCUAAAUGUAUUUUUCACAUGUAGGUAUUUUUUAACAGG